Aureobasidium musti is the source of this 1781-nucleotide messenger RNA. The record is from the annotation of a GenBank genome assembly. NCBI's taxonomy places the organism in Eukaryota, Fungi, Ascomycota, Dothideomycetes, Dothideales, Saccotheciaceae.
UCCAAUUCACCAAGAUGCCGUUCUAUGCUCCGGACUGGGUGCCCAAGCUCCCAUUUGAUGUACCAGAUUCGAUCCCGAUCAACAAAUUCAUCCUGGAUGAGAACUUCGGACGUCACCCUUUGGGAUACUCUCGAUCGCCAUUCGUCUGUGGGCUCACAGGUAAAGAGUAUAGUGCCUUGGAGGUUAAGGAGCGAGUCGAAUUUCUGGCAAGAGGGUUGAGUCAAGAGCUGGGCUUCCUUCCGAAUCAAGGAUCAGAAUGGGACAAAGUCAUUGGUCUGUUCAGCGUCAACACCGUAAGCACCAGAAUAUAUGGGUUAGAUUUGGCUGUCAGGCAACUGACCUCUUGCAGANUUGACACUUUGACUCUCGCGUGGGCCACUCACCGUCUUGGUGGCAUCCAAACACCAGCCAAUGCAGCUUACACGGUCCAGGAAUUAGAGCAUCAGCUUCGCGACUCUGGCGCCAAAUGUCUCUUCACUUGUUUGCCGCUGCUUGAUCUGGCAUUGCAAGCAUCGAAGACCGUGGGAAUUCCUGAAAGCCGCAUCUACUUGCUCGAAGUACCCGAAUCUGUCGCUGGUGAGAAAAGAGAUGGAUACAAAACUCUCGAUCAGUUGAUCGCUGAAGGACAAAAAAUGGCAAAGCUGGAGGAGUUGAACUGGUCCAAGGGUGAGGGUGCUUCGAGGACUGCAUUCCUAUGUUACUCCAGUGGAACCUCGGGUCUUCCAAAUGUCAUUGCUAAUGUCCUUCAAAUGCGCACUUUUGAAGACCCAUGGAGAAAGACACUGAUCGAGCCUGGCAACCAAUCCGAUUAUACUGAGAAUGUUCUUGGACUGCACAGUNUACCGCUCAACCACAUAUAUGCCCUGGUAGUCAUUGCACAUUUAGGAGUUUAUCGUGGCGAUGGUGUCAUCAUUUUGCCGAAGUUCGAGUUCAAGAGCUUCCUCGAAACGAUACAGACAUACAAAAUCGGUUGUCUGUACCUUGUACCGCCUAUCAUCAUCACAAUGACAAAGUCGCGAGAUGUGGUGAAGCAAUAUGAUCUCUCGUCUGUCAAGAGCAUCUUCACCGGAGCAGCGCCAUUGGGAGAAGAGACAGCAGAGGACCUGCAGUCUAUGUUCCCAGAUUGGGCUAUUCGACAAGGAUAUGGAAUGGUAUGCUCAACGACACCAACUGAUGUAUACUUUGGAUCUUCUGGAAGCUUGAUGCCAGAUAUUGAGGCUCGAAUUGUCACGCCCGAAGGUGAGGAAGUGACCAAGUAUGACACGCCUGGCGAGUUGUGGGUCAAAGGGCCAGCAAUCACCCUCGGCUAUCUCAAUAACCCGAAGGCCACUGAAGAGACGUUCGUGGAUGGGUAUCUGAGAACUGGAGAUGAGGCUGUUGUUAAGAAGCAUCCGAAGUCUGGCCACGAGCACAUCUUCAUCGUGGAUAGACUAAAAGAAUUGAUCAAGGGAUUGCAAGUGGCUCCUGCAGAGCUUGAAGCUCAUCUUCUGACGCAUCCUUCGGUCAACGAUUGUGUCGUUAUUGGUGUACCAUCAGACCGUGAAGGAGAAGUGCCCAAGGCAUUCGUUGUCAAAUCUCCAUCUGUCGGGCUUGAAGAUUCUGAUAGGAUGGUCGCUCGAGACAUAGCCCGUCAUGUGGAACAGCACAAGGCGAAGCACAAGUGGCUCAAAGGUGGAGUGGAGUUCAUCGACAUUGUACCAAAAUCACCAUCCGGAAAGAUUCUGCGUCGUCUUUUGAGAGACAAGGAGAAAGAGAAGAGGAGAAGCAAGGGAGCGAAGCUG